UGCACCUUCAGUUGAAUGGUGUAGGUUGUGAUAAGCGAACGUAAAAUUCAGCGGCAGAAGGCUUGAAUGAUUUGUGAUAUUGAAAGACUGAUUAUAUUUAACAGUUUGUGGAUAACUUCUUGCGCUUUGCGCUGUUAGAACAGUUUUUGUUUCAAGACGUCACAGAAAGUGCAAUUGAAUAAGUACGUACGUACGUACGUGAUUGGUAAUUAACAAUGCCGUCUGCAGUUGUCAACAAAGAUCUUCAGCAUGAACGCAGCAAGUGUAGCUUCAACCAGGAAGAGUUCACCGUCUGGUGGGUCGGUGGUAGAGAGAAGCUGAAUGAUAAGCGAUCAUUAGAGAAUUUCUUCGCGAACCAACCAGAGUUUCAUGACGAUGUGCCGUUGCACUUCGCCUCAUACAAGGAAAAGUAUGAAGAGACCAUACGCAAAGCAACAGUAAUAUUUACUAAAGUGCGCCAGCUUCUACAAAAGCAAGGAAGGUACGAUGCUAAGAAUUAUAUUGAAUUCUGGGACUUUCUGCUCGGAACCGGUCUCAUCAAGGAGGGCAAUCCGUUUAGGCUCCAAUUUGAUAUGUUUAUCCCGGCCAUCAUCGGUCACGCCAAUGCCGAACAACAAGUCAAAUGGUUGGACAGGGCGCUCAAUUGGGAAAUUCUUGGCUCGUACGCACAGACCGAACUUGGACAUGGAACGUUUCUUCGCGGAUUGGAGACUACGGCUACUUUCGAUCAUGAAACUGAUGAGUUUGUACUGGAUAGUCCUACGUUGACCGCUUACAAGUGGUGGCCGGGUGCUUUGGGUCAUACAGUGAACUACACCGUUGUCAUGGCGCAAUUGUAUUCGAAGGGAACGUGUUACGGUGUUCAUCCAUUUAUGGUACAGCUUCGCGACGAGGAUACACAUAUGCCCCUACCUGGUGUGGAUGUUGGUGAAAUUGGAGAUAAAAUAGGUUACAAAGGGGUAAAUAAUGGAUACCUCGGUUUUAACAAAUAUCGAAUUCCUCGAAACAAUAUGUUGAUGAGGAAUGCACAGCUGUUGAGGGACGGUUCGUAUGUGAAGCCAGUUUCUUCAGUGCUGACCUAUGGUACUAUGGUUUUCGUUCGGGUGAUCAUCGUUAAAGCGAUGGCCUACGAGUUGUCUAAGACGGCCACAAUCGCGGUGAGAUAUUCUUGCGUUCGUCGACAAAGUCCUAUUAAUCCUGAUCAACCAGAAGUUCAAGUUAUAGAUCAUUUGACUCAACAAGGAAAACUACUGCCACUAGUGGCCAGAGCAAUUGCACUGAAACUGGCAGCUGACAAUCUAUGGCAAAUGUAUCAGGAGACGACUUCCGAAUUGGAUUCUGGGAAUUUAAAUCGUUUACCGGAGCUUCAUGCUAUUUCGUGUUGCUUGAAGUCCGUGUCUACCGCUGAUGCUGCCAAAGGAAUGGAGGUGUGCCGUUUGGCUUGUGGCGGCCACGGGUAUCUGUCGUGUGCGAAUUUCAUGACAUUUUACAGUGUUGCUACGGCAGCUUCUACGUAUGAAGGAGAAAAUACGGUGAUGUUGCUGCAAACCUCAAGAUAUUUGAUCAAAUCUUGGAGCCAAGCACUCAAACGCCAGAAGCUGAGUGGAACGGUCCAGUAUUUGAGCGAAUAUACCGGUAGAGCCACCAAACGAUUUGCCUGGAGUGAUUCUGUUGCGGUUAUUAUUCUGGCUUUCCAGUCGAUUACUGCCAAUAAGUUACGCUUGGCAUACAAUCACAUUGAAAGUCGCAAAAAGGUCGGUUACACACCGGAGGAAGCUACCAACAUGGCCGGUUUGGAACUAGCACGGGUUGCGGAACUCCACGGACGUUGGUUUGUUUUGCAAUCCGCGUACGAUUUGAUAGAGAACGCUUGUCAAACAGCCUCGUCGCAGUUGGCGAAUGUGCUGAGGCAAUUGUGCGCACUGGUGGUGUACAGUGAGGCAUUGCAGGUCGCAGGGGAUUUGUUGAGGUUUACCACCAUGUCCGAGAAUGACAUCGUAAAGUUGCAGCAAAAAUACGAAAUGACACUUGCUGCCCUGCGCCCAAAUGCGGUCGGAGUGGUGGAUGCGUUCGACUAUCCAGAUUAUGUUCUUGGAUCUGCACUGGGUGCCUACGAUGGCAAUGUGUACGAACGCCUGUUCGAGGAAGCGAUGAAAAGUCCUUUAAACCAGGAACCGGUCAACAGAACAUUUGAGUUGUACCUGAAGCCUCUCAUGAGAUCAAGACUGUAAUAUAAAUAGUUGAUAUUUGGGUGGCAGGGAUUUGGGUGCAAUAAAAUUGGUGUAGUUGCUUAUUGGUUUGUAACAAUUUGUUGUAGACUAAUUAAUAGUGGAAUUAAAUGGUUUUUAUUUUUGA
Topomyia yanbarensis is the source of this 2355-nucleotide messenger RNA. Its product is annotated as probable peroxisomal acyl-coenzyme A oxidase 1. Gene Ontology annotation, molecular function: fatty acid binding; FAD binding; acyl-CoA oxidase activity. The record is from RefSeq and is a predicted model, not a curated record. Bases 216 to 2231 code for a protein of 671 amino acids. Gene Ontology annotation, biological process: lipid homeostasis; fatty acid beta-oxidation using acyl-CoA oxidase. The transcript is spliced from 8 exons. NCBI's taxonomy places the organism in Eukaryota, Metazoa, Arthropoda, Insecta, Diptera, Culicidae. Gene Ontology annotation, cellular component: peroxisome.